UCCACCCCGGGGCCUACAGCCUCAACCUCCGGGCACACAGAGCUCCAACCGGGACACACAGAGCUCCAACCGGGACACACAGAGCUCCAACAAUGGGGAUAAGAGGACUGACCGAUCUCAUCAGAGAGAGCGCUCCAGGGGGCAUCAGCUCGGGCCCACCCUCCCGGUAUAAAGGUAAAGUCCUCGCAAUCGAUGUUUCUAUAUUUAUUCACCAGCUUGAAUCUGCAAUGCCCGUCCUUGUAAACCGUCGUGAUGAGAAUAUCAGUGUUCUUAAAGGUUUAUUUAAUCGCACGGCGUCCAUGUUAAAGAUUGGUAUUAAACCUCUGUUUGUGUUCGAUGGGAAACCACCGCCAAUGAAACACCGCAAGGGAGAACCUCGGGGUCGGAGGACAGCCACCGUUAACGCAGCAGCUCAGAAUACGUGGAGAGAUCUCCAGAAAAUGCUGACCCUGCUUGGAGUUCCCUUCGUUCAGGCUCCAGGUGAAGCAGAAGCAACAUGUGCCUCGCUGGUGGCAAAAGGCCUGGCGUGGGGCACAGUGACUGAAGAUCUGGAUGCAUUGCCUUUUGGGAGCACACGCAUGAUCCGACACCUUAAAGCAAAUCAAACCGAGGAAGUCCAGGAAUAUGAUCUCCCGAAAAUAUUGGCAGAGUUAAAGAUGAACAGAAGACAGUUUGUGGAUCUCUGUAUCUUACUCGGCUGUGACUAUUGCAAGACAAUCGCAGGUAUCGGAAGAAAGAAAGCGCUGACAAUGAUCCAGAAACACGGAAACAUUGAGGGAAUUCUAAGAGCUUUACCGCAGGAACGUGUUCCCAAGGAUUUUCCUUUCCAAGAUGCUCGCCGUCUCCUCUUGGAGCCCGAAGUAAUCACUGUGAGCGCAGAGAAUCUCCGAUGGAAUCCACCAGAUGAAGAAAAGCUUAUCCAGUUUCUUUGCAAAGAAAAGUUUUUGAAAGAAAGCGAUAUUGGCAACAAGUUGCGGAAGAUUCGCUCAGAAAGUCCUCCACUGGCAAAGAAACGGAAAGUCUCCGCAGAUUCCUCCAGUCAAACCCAGAUCAAGGAUUUCUUUCCAGUGGCGAAAUCCCGGCGCACAGACAAGAAUUAAUCUCUGAAGCAGACAAUGACACGGAGCCCCAGGGACUCAAAGAGAUCACUACUGCUCGAAGGACAGGACUAGAAACCCCAACCUCUGCCUAUCAAUUUAGCCGUACCUCAUAACAUCUUACAUGGACAAAGAGGGGUGUGGGGAGUUUUGGUAACUUACAGGAUUAUUUACUUAAGUGUGAUUUCAAAGUUAUUUUCAAAUUUAAAGUAUCAAUAGUCAGUCUGAAACAUUCUCUCAGUCAGUUCUGUUUCCAGCUCUGCUUUUUUAGCCUUAAAAUCUGAAAUUCACUUUGAUUCCUCACUGUAGUGACUAACUCUGUCUUAAGGAAUAUACGGUCUGGAGACGGUUAUCACUGGAGAAAAUCUGGCUAUUUUGUGCCACAUUUCUUAAUUUCUAUUUUUAUUUUUUUACAUAUUUUUUAGUGAAUAUAAAUUGGUAAUUUAAAAAUGUUCGUAAAAUAUGUUAAAACUGCUUAAUGUUCGUGCUUAUUGUGCUUUUUUCAGUAUAUUUGUAAUACAUGCCUCGCUGUGGGAUGAGUGGUGCGAUUAGCAAGACGUUAAUGUCCGUUGGCUCUAUAAUGGUCACAGAGUUAGAUAUUUGCAUAUAUGCUAGUCACAUUCCUAGUGGCCAUUUCUAUGGUGAUACACAGGGAAGAGGGAGAAGACCCUCCAAGGACACGUCUCCUUCCAUGGUCACCCCUGGUAUUUUCACUUGGCUUGGCGCCACCACCCUCUCUUUCGGUCUCCUGGCGGCCUUGUAUGCCAGGAGCCACAGCAGUGGUAUAAACCUGCUCAUACAGUAAGAAUCCGGUUUAUGGAAGAUCCCGCUAGACGACCUAUGGGAGAUGGCAAGAUGAGGUGUCAGAUGGUGCUAAUAGUUUUGGCCAAAUAAUGUCUCGUCCAAAAGACAAAGUAGCGCUUACCUUGUGUCAUGCUUCUCAUUGUUUUGGAAUUGAAAUUAACCUGUAACAUAGUCUACAUGUUUUUGUCAUAAAGAUUUUAUCAAGAUUUUGACAAAGCUC
Messenger RNA from Pelobates fuscus (common spadefoot toad), 2121 nucleotides. RefSeq names its product flap endonuclease 1-like. Gene Ontology annotation, molecular function: RNA-DNA hybrid ribonuclease activity; DNA binding; 5'-flap endonuclease activity. The coding region runs from base 93 to 1100 and encodes 335 amino acids. The record is from RefSeq and is a predicted model, not a curated record. The transcript is spliced from 11 exons. Lineage: Eukaryota; Metazoa; Chordata; Amphibia; Anura; Pelobatidae. Gene Ontology annotation, cellular component: nucleus.